AUGCCCCGCAAAGAAUUCGGAGUACCUACCCGCUCCAAGCCGCAGAAACAACCUGGCGUACUCUCGUGGAAGACGGAGACACGUCUGAACAAAAAAGGUGUCAAGGUGGACGUGUUGGUCACGAUGGAAGACGGCGAGCCCGUGGACUUCUACGUUUUUAAACCUCGCAAAGCGAAGACGGCGCGCUCAGCAAAGGAAUCUCUUCUAAACCCGACCAGGAAGCCAACGGCGGCGACCUCGGCCGAAGCAAAGAAAACGGCAGGCGCCUGCGAAGUUGGGGAGGGCUCCAGCGGGCCUAUCACUAUGCUUGCGCAGACAAAGGGAGGCUGUCAGGUUCACGAGGAAGCAACCAGCGCGAAGUAG
Coniophora puteana RWD-64-598 SS2 is the source of this 363-nucleotide messenger RNA. RefSeq lists its product as uncharacterized. The record is from RefSeq and is a predicted model, not a curated record. The coding region runs from base 1 to 363 and encodes 120 amino acids. Lineage: Eukaryota; Fungi; Basidiomycota; Agaricomycetes; Boletales; Coniophoraceae. The transcript is spliced from 2 exons.